UUCACAAAUCAAAACAAAAGUUGCCGAACUAUGAUAAAUAGUACUGUAGCGAGCUUGAUUAUUAUCAAUGUGAACAUGUGUGAGCGACAGACUGAUACGUAUCACACUGACCUUCAGUAGAUUGUUAGAAACAGCGUUAUAAUGUUCCAGAUGAAAUAGGAAGAAAAAUCACGUGACAUUUAGCGUUUAAAAGGCAAUUACUUCCUUGUUUGGAUGGUAGUGUAGCCUCGCUAACGUUAGCAGGUCAAGUUUAACAAUGUGUCAGAAGAUAUGUUUGUGUUUUUUCACUAUUUUAGGAUCAUUGUAUGCCUAUGGUGGUAGGUUCCAAUUUGCCUCCUAUUAUGGCGAUCACAUGGUUCUGCAGAAGGCCCCAGAAAGGGCUGUGUUGUGGGGCUAUGGACCCGAUGAUGCCGAGGUCACAGUCUUUCUAUCAGGAGGACCAGUCACUAACAAUACACCUACUGUCAGUGUGGCUGCCGGGAUAUGGAGGGUAACCCUUGUCCCAAUGGAAGCUGGCGGUCCCUACAAUGUGACUGCAGUCCUCCAGAACAACCACAGUAUCACUCUCACAGACGUGCUAUUUGGGGAUGUCUGGCUGUGUGGGGGACAGAGCAACAUGGCUUUCACAACUUCUCAGGUGUUCAAUGCAUCAGAGGAGCUAGCUCUGGCCUCCAAGUUCCCUCAGGUGCGGAUCUUUAUGGCUGCCUUGGAGCAGAGCGACACUGAGCUGACUGACCUGGCUGGAGUGGAGGUGCCCUGGUCUGUCCCCACAGCAGAGUUGUUGGGUGGUGGGGAUUUCAAGCACUACUCUGCAGUGUGCUGGAUGUUUGGGCGCCACUUGUACAAGGCGCUGAAGUACCCCAUCGGCCUAGUGACGUCCUGCUGGGGAGGCACACCUGUAGAGACAUGGUCCUCCCCACGAGCACUCCAACACUGUGACCUGGACAGGAUUAACGGGUUCCCCAUGCCAUUUACACCUUCAAUGUAUUUGUCUGUGUGGACUAACUCUUUGUUGUGGAAUGCCAUGAUCCAUCCACUUCUCAACAUGACCAUCAAAGGAGCUAUCUGGUACCAAGGUGAGUCCAACACAGACUACCAUCAGAAGAAAUACUCCUGUUCCUUUCCCUCCAUGAUUGAUGACUGGAGGAUGGCUUUCCACCAGAGCUCAGGGGGACAGACUGCACCAGAUUUCCCCUUUGGAUUUGUACAGGUCUCUACGUCUAGAAAGGCUUCCUUAAGUGAGGGAUUUCCAAACAUACGCUGGCACCAGACUGCAGACUAUGGCUUUGCUCCCAACCUGCGUAUGAAGAACACAUUCAUGGCUGUUGCUAUGGACUUAGGAGAUGAAAUGUCUCCUUUUGGCAGUAUCCAUCCCCGGGAUAAGCAGGACGUGGCCUAUAGACUGUCUCUAGGGGCGAGAGCUGUGGCUUAUGGGGAGGAGGGCGUCUCAUUCCAGGGGCCUUUCCCUAAACGGGUCCUGGUCAACGACCAGUAUAUCAAUGUAACCUAUGACCAGAGAGUGUCUGUCACUCAAUCCAAAGAUAUAUUUCAGAUUUGCUGCUCAGUGGUGAGGGCACCCUGUGACUCUCUGUCACUGUGGGUCCCAGCUCCCAUAAUGCAGUGGGGCCUUAGCGCCAUCCAAGUGUCCACGAAUUACUGUUCCCUGAACAAUGUAGCCGGCCUGCGCUACGCAUGGAGGGACUGGCCUUGUGACUUUAAGGCAUGUCCUGUUUACAGUGCUGAUGGGGUUCUACCUGCACCUCCCUUCACUCUCAACCGCUGGCCGGACAAGCAGUGAGACGAGAACCCCCCCUCUGCUAGGAAUCGAUUAUUCCACCCAAUAAUGGUGUGGUGGUUAACAAGAUGCACUUGUGUCAAGACUGGAAAUUACUGAAAUUAAACUGAUUGCAGUCUUUCGGUGUGUUUCUUUGAAUUGUCUUGAACAUAAUUUAUCUACAAAAAACAAUCACCUCUUUGGCUUGUUUACAAUUGCACUGAAGCUGAAUCGUUCUAUAAUUUUUCAUAUUGCAUUCUAUGUUUAUUUACGCAGUGGGAAAUGUGUUUUGAAUGAUACAAUAUGAACAAUCACUGUUGCCUUGUUGAAUGAUACAAUAUGAACAAUCACUGUUGCCUUGUUGAAUGAUACAAUAUGAACAAUCACUGUUGCCUUGUUGAAUGAUACAAUAUGAACAAUCACUGUUGCCUUGUUGAAUGAUACAAUAUGAACAAUCACUAUUGCCUUGCCUUGUUUCAUUCUAUCAUUGAUCAUCAAAUAAAUAAACAAGUUAGUGGGGUUUUUAUUGAAA
This is a messenger RNA of Oncorhynchus gorbuscha (pink salmon), 2306 nucleotides long. It is a transcript of the gene siae, whose product is annotated as sialic acid acetylesterase. The record is from RefSeq and is a predicted model, not a curated record. Gene Ontology annotation, molecular function: sialate O-acetylesterase activity. The transcript is spliced from 10 exons. Lineage: Eukaryota; Metazoa; Chordata; Actinopteri; Salmoniformes; Salmonidae. Gene Ontology annotation, biological process: carbohydrate metabolic process. The coding region runs from base 257 to 1798 and encodes 513 amino acids.